GGAACGUUUUUUGAGAAACGGAAAAAUGGGAGAUGUUGUAUUGUUUGUGGGUGAUUUGAAAUCGGUUUCAGGAGUAGCUUUAUGUAGAAUAUGCCAUGAAGAAGAAGAGUUUGAAAGCUGUAACAGCUUGGAAGCUCCUUGUGCUUGUUCUGGAACUGUAAAGUUCGCACACAGAGACUGCAUACAGAGAUGGUGCAACGAAAAGGGAAACACAACUUGUGAAAUUUGUCUACAGAAAUUUGAACCGGGAUACACAUCUCCUCCCCCAAAGGCCCAAUCAAUUGAUACGACACUGACAACAAGAGGAAGCUUGGAAGUUCCAAGAAGAGGGCAAGAGAUUGAAGAUUCAGAAUUAGAGGCCAUAGAAGAAGGACAAAUGCUUGAGACUGGCUACCCUGAAUGCUCAUCUUCUGUCUAUAGCAGCGCCUCUUGCUGUAGAUCAGUGGCUCUCAUUUUCACAGUUGUUCUGCUAGUGAGACAUCUGCUUGCUGUUCUUAUUGAAGGGACUGAAGGUUACCCAUUUACGCUUUUAACUUUGCUUAUAAUAAGAGCUAGUGGUAUACUUUUCCCCAUGUAUAUGUUGAUCCGGAUAAUCACUGCAAUUCAAAAGAAUAUUAGGGGUGGUCAGGAUGAGGAUUCUGAUGAUGAAAUGUCAAAUUCUGAUCACGAAGACGAGGAACGGCGGUAGCAGCAGCUGCAGCUGCAGCAUAGAGUUGAAAUUCACACUUGAUUCUUCCUGAGCUUCCGUUUGUAUUUGGGGCAUUCUAUCAAUGCCUCUUUUUUUUUUUCUUUUCCCAUUUUUUUGUGGAAAAAAAUGAAAAUAUUACUAGAAAUCUCUUAGACAGCCUGAUGAAAAACCAACUGAAAAUUUGCUUACUGUACAAGUCAAUCAAAUAAUGGUACAACGGUUAGGCAUGACCAAUAAACAUUUCAGUUUGUUGGUUGGAGUUUCGUUGUUAGAAAAUGACAAAGUUUUGAGACGAAACAAAGCAACCGUCGUGAGUGUGUGAUCAGCAAUAUGUUGGCUAGUUAAUAA
Molecule: messenger RNA, 1036 nt
Organism: Ilex paraguariensis (yerba mate)
Lineage: Eukaryota; Viridiplantae; Streptophyta; Magnoliopsida; Aquifoliales; Aquifoliaceae
Source: the annotation of a GenBank genome assembly